CGUACUACUGCGACGUGAGAACUACUUGAACAGAAAUAAUAGUAAAAGAGCUUAAAACAGCAGCCAAGACUAAAUUUAACAUCAUUUUAUCAUUCACUCUAGAGCUAUACGAAUAUCAUUAAGAAGACCGUAUAUCAAGGCCUGUUUAUUGGCCAGUGCUUGUUAGGUACUGACGUGGUAAUAGCUAGUCGGGAUGCGAAGCUGAAAAUGGACGAACGUCGGCCUAACCCGCCCGGCCGCUCUCUGUGGUCUGGCAGCCUCACUUCAAAUUUUCAACGUAGAGGUUCACGAAAACAACCGUCGUACUAAAUUCGAAUCGUUUUAUAUUGUCUUGUUUGUAUGCAGACAUAUCUAGUCCACGUCUCUCGGCCCUCUCCAUAAAAAGUACUAAGAAAAAGGAUGUGGCUUAUCAACACCAAGACCCUAAAACUUGAAUAUUUUAUGAACCCAGAAAGCGUCUCUUACGCUAUAUUAUCACACACCUGGGACGUUGGUGAAGUAUCCUUCCAAGGGUUUUCACAUCCUAUAUUGGCCCGACGCGAAAAGGGGUAUACGAAAAUUAAAAAGACUUGCCAAUUGGCUAGGGACAAACAUGGAUUGGAAUACGCGUGGGUAGAUACUUGUUGUAUCGACAAGACCAGCAGUGCUGAGUUGUCGGAAGCCAUAAACUCGAUGUACAGGUGGUACCAAGGGGCUGCUGUGUGCUUUGUUUAUCUUUCCGAUAUGUCCCUCAGACUUGUACAGCCCAAGAGUGGGACCAGUAUGAAUGGCGUUGAGGAAGUGCUGAGAGGGUGCAAGUGGUUCACAAGGGGUUGGACGUUACAAGAGUUGCUCGCGCCUAGGGAUAUCGAAUUCUACAACAGAGAUUGGUUUUUCAUCGAUACAAAGAUAUCGUGGCUCCUAGACCCACUCUCUAGGAUUACUGGAAUCGAGCCUAUGUUUCUGGGUUCCGCUGCCAUGGUACGGACGGCAUCGGUCGGGACCCGUAUGUGGUGGGCUUCGAAGAGGCAGACUACACGACCGGAAGAUACCGCCUAUUGUCUGCUUGGAAUUUUUGACAUCAAUAUGCCAAUGUUGUAUGGCGAGGGCAGUGGGGCGUUCCUUCGGCUCCAGGAAGAAAUAUGCAAGCAAACUAACGACUUAUCUCUAUUCGCAUGGACAGCACAGCCUGGCCACAUGAAUUCCUCGUCUGAAAAGUAUCGAGGUAUUUUCGCCAUGCACCCAUGUGAGUUCGCUGGAUUUCGGAGGUUAGAAUAUCAAAGUAGCGGUCGCUUUCGGGGCGAGCUGGCUAUUACGAAUAAGGGUCUUCGACUCGAUGAUAUUCAGCUGCAUAAAACACCCAAGCGCCGUCUAUUCUUGCCGCUUGAUUGCUACAUUCGGGGCUCGCGACAAGUCUCGUACGGUAUCUUACUCGCGCUAACUUUAGAUGGUUAUAUACGAAGAGAGCCCAAAGUACUCGCCAAAUUACCAGUCGAACAUACUUCGGAUAUACCAACACAUAGAAUUUACAUUCAGAAACGGCUACCUCCGCAAUGGCUAGGGAGAAAACGAUUAUGGAGUCAAUAUAAUAACGCAAUCUGGUUUAGAUUUCAUCAGCCUUCAAAGAUUACAAUCAUGCACGUGGUACCACAAGAGUCGUUUGACUAUACCAACAUGGCAUUUCUAACCGGCGGUAAGAAAUUCUUCGGAUACCUGCGUGUACGAGUAAGCGACAUUGAGCUUGUAAUCAUAUGCUGGUUUGGAUCACUAGAUAGAGAGGGUAUAUCUAUUCUUACACCGUCUUAUACUUACGCACUUGAAGGAGAUGGUGGAUGGGACAUAUUCAAAAUAAGGCGCCUCGAGGCCGAAAUUACCAACCACGCAGUCCAGGAUGAGACAAUUCCGUCGUUAUUACCGACACCUAAAUUAAACUCUUCCCAUCGUCGGGCUAUUGUCCAUUCCUCGGGCAUGUAUAUGCUCAUAGAAAGUCUCGAGACGCUCGGCCGAUAUAACAUACUUGUCGCGUUUGGAGAAGAACUUAUUGACCGGAUGACAAGUCGAACCAGGAGCGAAGAGAAAGGGCUAAACAGACUCAUAUAUGACAACAUAGACGGAAGUACAGAUGAAUACACCGAGUACACCGAUGAUUCUGCUGACGAAUCCGCAAAUGAGUCCACAGAUAAGCCUAGAAGGGAGCCUAAAAAUGAACCUACGGACCCAAAAAGCAACGACGGAAAUUUCGCAUCCAACGGUGUGUCCUUCCAUUUGCCUUUCAUUUCUACGACAGACCCAUCAACAGGUAGACGUAGCGCCUUUUCCGCCUGAGGAUGGGUCACACCGCCAAUUUUUUUUCUGCAAUUUUAUUCUCCGAAAGGGUCAGCAGCCGGGUGAGGGAUCCGAUUAUACAAAGUGAUAG
Molecule: messenger RNA, 2395 nt
Organism: Hypoxylon trugodes
Lineage: Eukaryota; Fungi; Ascomycota; Sordariomycetes; Xylariales; Hypoxylaceae
Product: heterokaryon incompatibility protein-domain-containing protein
Exons: 1
Coding region: 400-2304 (634 amino acids)
Source: RefSeq, a predicted model, not a curated record